This is a messenger RNA of Falco peregrinus (peregrine falcon), 4353 nucleotides long. RefSeq lists its product as uncharacterized. The record is from RefSeq and is a predicted model, not a curated record. Bases 2460 to 3461 code for a protein of 333 amino acids. The transcript is spliced from 2 exons. NCBI's taxonomy places the organism in Eukaryota, Metazoa, Chordata, Aves, Falconiformes, Falconidae.
GCCCCGCCGGGGGUUGGGGGGGCCGGCCCCCUGUUUAAAAAGUUUGAGGACCCCUGAGCUAGAGGAAUCCCACCUAUCCUGGCACUGUCUAGCUCACGGGUCCUCAAACUUUUUGAACAGGGGCCGGCGCGUGGAUGAAGUGGCAGGAGGCCAUCUGCGGCUGCUCGGUUUCCCCCCCCAACCCCCGGCGGGGCAGGGGGGUCUGUAAAUACCGGGGGCCGGACUGAGGGCCCUGGGGGGCCGUAUCCGGCCCGUGGGCCGUAGUUUGAGGACCCCUGGCCUAGUGAGACAUUCCAGGGUUUAUGUGAUUCAUUGGGGUGUAACUCUGUUGUACCUAACUCCAAUACAGCUGAGACCUACCAGUUCCCAAGGCCAAAGUCACUGGAAGGAUGGGGCAGGCAUUUAUUCACUGUGGCUGAGGAGAACUCAGCAGGAUGUCAGAGCUCCUAGAAGGAUUUUGCAGUUAUGCUUAUUUUACAAACCCAUGAAUGUAUAUAAACAUCUGGUGUCUUACUCUUAAGACAAGCAGACCUGAAAGGACAGACUACCAAAGGAGGAGAUGGUUAACAUGAAUAAACUUUUAGACAGUGUUUUAAAGCAUUGCUAGCCCUAGAAAGAAAGCUGAGAGCUGUAUGAUGACAGGACAGUGAGAGCCACAUAUUCUAUUUUCUACACACAUUACAUCAGGAAAAGGGUUUUUCCCCUCCUUUCAUUCAUCAUGUGAUGCCUUCUAAUUGGGACCACUGUGGCCUUCUGCAGGGUCUGGUAAGUGAAUGAGGACCCAGGCAGUGCUGGGUCUCCUCUAACUCCUCCCAGAGAGCACCUUGUAAUUGCUAAUGGGCCAUCCUUGCCUCAUCACCAGUGGGAGAUGACAGCAAAGCAGUAGUUAAGUCACGGUGCAGCUUGAUGCUAUCACAUGAAAUUAUCACGACAUUUAAGCUUUCAAAGAUACUUCAAGGACAAAAUGCUUAAAAGUUUUUAUGAUGGCUGGAGGAAAAGUGGGAUGAUGCAAAAAACAAGGGUUCCUUUUGUCACUUGUCACUAAGCUUGCAGAAUGUUAGUUAUACAGAGAUAUUAUAAAAUGGUGCAUAGGCAUAGCGUGUCAACCAUAAUGGAAAAUGUAUGUCAAGGUAAUGCAGUUGAUUUGGUAACGCAUUUGUAGUGAGAAUGAUGUUGCUGUCUGCUAGGAGGGGGGGGGAAGAGAGCAAGACAUUCUGCCCCUCUACCCCUUGCCCUUAACAUAUUCUUUUAAUUUCUGAGACAUACAUUUUUUUUUAACCUAGGAAGAAGAUUGAGUUCAAAUCUCUGUUCUGUGUGCUGCUUUUUAAAUCCCCAGGGAAUCUGUCCUUUUUUGAGUAAAACAGUGAAAUGGAUCAGCACUUCAACUGACAAGUUGUUUCUCUUCCCUUCUUCCUGAAGGGGAGGCAACUCCCUGAAACUCUUGGACUUCUUUGUUUCGGUGAUACCUCGAUGGAGCAGAUAAGAGAUAAGGAGCAUUAGAUGCGGGAGCUGGAGCCGUAUUAGAAGACUGAAGCCUAUGAAGUCUUUAGCAGGAGAGCACAGGACAGACAGAAAGGCAAAUAAUGCAGACAAGGUACUGAAUGGGACAGAUAUAUGGGCCUAGAACAACAGAAGAUUCCCAGCUGGCUGUGCAGACUGACACUCGUUUACAGCCUUUGAUUUAAAGGCUUGUUAAAACAUGAAUGCUCAUCUCAGGGAGCUCAUCUGUGGGCAUGAAACAGAACAUUUUUCUUCCUGCAGAUCCAGGUUUCAAAAAUGUUACAUAUAGCAAUAUACACUAGAAACCUUAAUUUUCAGCAGCAGCGACCAAACCAUUGUUAAUUGUUCUCCAUUGUUCUGUUAUUGCUUGGUAAAGAAAAAGUGUUUUGAAUAAGAAAGUGCUGACGCAGCUAAGUGGCAGAACCAGGCCUUGUCCCUAGCAUAGCCCUAAUCCAAGGCUGGUUUACAACCCAGUCCAGUUAAUCGGUGGGAGAACAGAGAAGCAACAGAUGAUCAGUUUGUGCACACAGGUGCUCUCAGAAACAGGUGUUUUUAGAAAAAUUGGUAUACAUGAAAAGGAAUUGCUUGUUCAAAGACUAAGCACACUUGAAGGAGUGUGUGAGUUAAAGCAGGCAGAAAGAAGAUCACGAUCCAAGGAGGAGCCUGGAACCGAACAGAUCAAUCACCUAGGACAGAGUCAGGUGAUGGAUUUGCAGAACUGACAGGACCAAGGAAACUCCUAAAAACUUCAGACAUUGACUAAUGAUGUGAUAAGCAUAUAUAAGCCGUGCUGUAUCCCUUGGUUCUCUGCCACUUACUGGGGUGGUGGCCCAGCUCCGAGUUGUGACUAAAGCAAGCCCAGCGGUACCCACGUCUGUGUGAAUUUCUUCUUUAACACCAGUCGCUGGGGCUUAUCUGCAGGACCCCACUGUCCACCCCCCGCCUCUGCACCUUGUGCCAUGGGUUCCCCGUGCUGCUGUCUCUCCCUAGGUAAUGGGGUGGGGGCAUGGACAGAAAGAACCACCCGACUGUUAAAGCUGUCAGACGCAAAGGAUUUAACUGUUCGAGCCACGUGGGUGCUUUUCGGUACGGAGGCAACGGGUAAUAGUAGCUGGGCUGCGAGUGGGCCAAGGGCAGAGCGAAGUGAACCCCGCAGCCGCAGCGAGCGGCUCCCGUGGCCGGGCGGUGUGAACUGGGCUGAGGUCCCGGCCCGUGCUCAGCACAGGAUCGGUGGAGCGCUGCUGCCAUCUGACGACCAAAAGCGGGCACUGCAGCCCCGGCGCCGCGCAUGCGCGGUGGCGCCUCCCCACUCGCUGCUGCCGGCCGUUGUUAACGGCACCGCGACCCCGCGCUGCCUGCAGCUGCCGUCCCCCGAGCACGUUGCCAGCGCGCGCUCGGCACGGGAGUAUGGAGCUGCAGCGCCGCUGCAGCCCCGGGACAAACGCAGCCUGCGGGUGCUCGCUGCUGCAACGGCCCCGCCCCUAGCGAGAAGCCCCCCCAACCUGGAGAGCGCAGGGGCGCGGGGCGGCUGCGCCCCUCCACGGUUUCAAUUCCCCCUCGCUCGGCAACGCCACGGUUCCGCCCUUGCGUGGCUCGAACCUGCGCUCCCCGGCGUCGGGCCGCUUCUGCGCAUGCGCGGCUCGGGCCCCCACGCACCGCCGUCAGGCCAGUUCCCCGCAUGCGCGGCCCUGAAGUUGCCAGUAACGCUCCUGCGCAUGCGCCAGGUGACCGGAGUCACACGAAGGGUACAGACCGGCACUCGGGGGUACCCGUGGGUGAAAAAAUGGACACAAGCCAGCAACCUGUGCUCGCAGGGGAGAAAGGUGACCAUAUCCUGGGAUGCAUCCAACGAAGCAAGGGAACCGAUUCUGCCCCUCUGCUCUCAUGAGACCCGCCUGGAGCACUGCAUCUGGCUCCAGAGGCCUUGGCAAAGCAGGUCCAGAGGAGAGCCACAAAAAUGAUCAGAGGGCUGGAGCACCUCUCCUAAGACAGGCUGAGAGAAUUGGGGUUGUUCAGCCCAGAGAAGAGGCUCUGGGGAGACCUUAUUGUGGCCUUUCAGUACUUAAAGGGGGCUUAUAAGAAAGAUGGGGACAGACAUUUUAGUGGGGAAUAGUGUCCUCUAGCAACAGGACAAGGCUUGGUUUUAAACUAAAAGAGGGUAGAUUCAGAUUGGAUAUAGAGAAGAACUUUUUUUUUUUUUUAUGAUUAGUGUGGUUAAACACUGGGAGAGGUUGCCCAGAGAGGUGGCAGACGCCCUGUGCCUGGAAACAUUCAAGGUCAGGUUGGACAGGGCUGUAAGCAACCCGAUUUAGUUGAAGAUGCCCCUGCUUCCUGCAGGAGGGCUGGACUAGGGGGCCUUUAAAGGUCCCUUCCAACACAAACCAUUCUAUGAUUCUAUAAACUACCACUAUUAUUCUGUCCACUGUGUAUUUAUAUAUACUUGAGGAAGUCCUUCACAACUGAAAUUUUACUCUCAAAAGUUCUGAAUUGCUUUAAAAUUCUCAAGAGCUUUUCUCCAAAAUAUCCCUUCCAGAGAUACUGAUAUACAGAUCCUGGACCAAACAUUGUACUUGAGGUUGUUUUACAACAGGGCAGCAAAGUUUUGUAGAAGUGAGGUCGAGAGACUGCCCAGUCAUUCUCCUCCAUGUUCUCCCACACCCAUGUGGCAGCACCUUCAGAAAACACUUUUCUAGUUGCUCCCGAUGGUUUUAAACCUCUCUAACAGAAUUUUACCAAUGUCCUCCCCCCUGAAGCAGUGCUGCUGUUAUCACAGAGAGCAAUGCAAAGAUGUUCAAAGGAAAUGGUCAGAAACACUUGGAAGCUAAAGGUCACGAUAAGCAGGAAAAGAAAAUA